Messenger RNA from Manihot esculenta (cassava), 2248 nucleotides. RefSeq lists its product as uncharacterized. NCBI's taxonomy places the organism in Eukaryota, Viridiplantae, Streptophyta, Magnoliopsida, Malpighiales, Euphorbiaceae. The record is from RefSeq and is a predicted model, not a curated record. Bases 696 to 2009 code for a protein of 437 amino acids. The transcript has a single exon.
CUUCCUUUCACAUUCAUAACCGAUUAGCCAACCCCCAUAUCUCUCUCUCUCACUCAUUCACUUUGAGUUUGACCUGUUGCCAGCCACCGGCAACUCUCGACUCCAAUGGAGACCCCACCCUGCACUGAUCUCUUAGUGGCAACAUUUGUUGAGUCUUCUCUUCUUACUUGCAGCUAAAAGCUUAAAUAACCUACCGUCUUCUUUCAUUUUCUCUUUUUCUUCUUCAAAAACCCUAAUCCAAGCCAUACACUGGCUCUCUCUAGGACGAAGAAGAGAGACAGAGAGAGAAAGAGAGGGGCUCACAAUCUCACACAUAUGCCCUUAGCUUUUACAAUUCAACCUCCUUUUGUUGUUUGGUGUUCUGCUUUUCUCUCUGGCCAUCAUCAUCAAGAUCUGUGCGCAAUUUUGCUUUUCUUUUCACAGAAACUUUUGUUGAUAGUGCAAGACAAGGAAGAGAUUGCAUCCCGUUCAGAUCAGGCUUUAAAAGAUAUGGGAACUUUCUUUAAAGCUGAUUUAGAAGAUAUAUGCAAGUUAAUUCUUCAGUUUUCAGUUUAGUUUGUUGAUGGGUUCUUUUGCAGCGUCCCCAUGAUUGCUCUUCCGUCUCUGCAACUUGGCGACUAGAUAUCAACAUCUCCUUUUCAGGUUCCGCCAUCAAAAACCAAUUUCUUGAUCUUUUUUUCCUUUAAAUAUAAGUUAUGGAUUCUGGCAGUAGUGGUAGUAUUCAAUCAUCAAGUGGUGGUGAAGAGUAUGAUUCAAGGCCGGAGUCGCUCCCAGCUUUCUUGAAUCCUUCUAGCCACUUCGGACCUUUAUCUUCAAACCCACAACACCAGCCUUCUCUUCUUCCUCACCACCAACAUGCCACUUUGUUUGAUCCUUCACCAAACUUUUUCCAUGCUUUCUCUCAGUCGCCAGCAAACCCAAAUCCCGGUACUUCACUACUAAAUCUCGACGUGGUUCGGCCACGAGGCCUAAGAUCUGACCCGGAUUGCACCGACCUUAAUUGCAACCUUCUAGGUUCUUCAGCAUCAUCAAGCCAAUCAAUCUUAGGGGCUCAAGGUUCAAAUCAAGGUCCGCUUCCAUCGAUGCAAUUGCGCUCCGUACAAUACAAUGGAGUUCGGUCUUCUUCUCCUUCUGAUCAAACCCAUGUAGUGGCCCGAAAUCCCAAGAAACGAACGAGGGCAUCCAGAAGGGCACCCACUACAGUUCUCACCACGGACACGUCCAAUUUUCGAGCAAUGGUACAAGAGUUCACUGGGAUCCCAGCACCACCAAUUUCAGGCUCGCCAUAUCCUCGAAGGCUCGAUCUUUUUGGCAUAGUUGGAUCGAAUAUGAGGUCUGGCCAUCUGGAAACAAUGGGCUCACUUAACCCUUUACGUCCCUCGGCUCAGAAGGUUCAUCAACAAUCUCCAUUUUUAUUAUCCUCCUCCUCCUCAUCAUCUUCUUUGUCUUCCUCUUUACUGUUGAACAAUACUGUGGUUAAUGCUACUAAUACUGCUACUACUACCGUCAAUAAUAACAACACAAUGACCUUAUCCACUCCAGCUACAACUAGUACUUUCAAUCCAGCUAGUUCUAUUAACUAUCAACUGGCUUCUGAGUUAGGCCUCUCUAAACAACCUCAAUCUAUGUUAAACAUGCAAAACCAAAUGCUCUCGUUUCAGUCACUUUUACAGCCUCCUAAUCUUCACCCAUCACUUAAUCUCCCUGGUUUGGGUGCAAAGUCUCAAGCAAGCAUCCCCUUUCAUUCGCUUGAUGAACUGGGUAUGAGCCAUGGGCAAAUUAAUGUGAACCUGAGUGGAUUAUCAAGUCAUGAAACAACAGAAGGGAUGCGACUGAGAAAUGAUGGAGCAGGACCGAACAACAAUGGGAACCAAGAUCACUUGAGGUGUUUCGAUAGCUGUAAGUUAAACUACUCAACUCCAUCGGAUUUUCACCAUGACAAAGGUCUGGAGAAUGUUCCUCCCAGAGGUGAAGGUACAGUGGAUUCAUGGAUUUGCCCUGCAGAAUAGGAAACGAAAUGGCUAGUUUGAGGAAGUAGAUCAUUGAUCAUCAGUAAAUGUUUUGCAGCAACAAAUUAACCAUGAUCAAAACAGUAGUAUGUUGUUGGCGAUCAUGAUCAUCAUGCUAAGAUUCUGUUUUUAACCUCAGGCUCACCGCUCCUUUGGUUUAGUUUACAGCAUCAUAUAUCAUCUAUUUCUUUCUUUCUUCCUUGUUUCUAAUAAAAAUGAACAAGAAUUUUAGUAUCAAA